This is a messenger RNA of Mesoplodon densirostris (Blainville's beaked whale), 825 nucleotides long. RefSeq names its product tryptase-2-like. Gene Ontology annotation, molecular function: serine-type endopeptidase activity. The record is from RefSeq and is a predicted model, not a curated record. Lineage: Eukaryota; Metazoa; Chordata; Mammalia; Artiodactyla; Ziphiidae. Gene Ontology annotation, biological process: proteolysis. The transcript is spliced from 5 exons.
AUGCUGCAUCUGCUGGCGCUGGCGCUGCCCUUCCUGGUGAGCCUGGCACUUCCUGCCCCAGCCCCAGACCAGGCCCUGCAGCGAGCAGGCAUCGUAGGGGGACGGGAGGGCCCUGGGAGCAAGUGGCCCUGGCAGGUGAGCCUGAGAUUCAGCACCCAGUACUGGAAACACAUCUGCGGGGGCUCCCUGAUCCACCCCUGGUGGGUGCUGACUGCGGCCCACUGCGUCGGACCGAAAGUCCAAGACCCCACAGUCCUCAGGGUGCAGCUGCGGGAGCAGCACCUCUAUUACCAGGAUGAGCUGUUGCCCGUCAGCAGGGUCAUCCCCCACCCCAACUACUAUAUAGCUGAGAACGGGGCAGACAUCGCCCUGCUGGAGCUUGGGGACCCCGUGAACAUCUCCAGCCACGUCCAUCCGGUCACCCUGCCCCCUGCCUCGGAGACCUUUCGCCCGGGGACUAGGUGCUGGGUGACAGGCUGGGGCAACUUGAACAGUGGAGAACCCCUGCCACCGCCAUUCCCCCUGGAGCAGGUGAAGGUCCCCAUCGUGGAAAACAGCAUGUGACAUAAAUACCACACUGGCCUGUACACAGGGGACAACAUCCCGAUCGUCCGGGACGACAUGCUCUGUGCCGGGAAUAGCAAGAGGGACUCCUGCCAGGGUGACUCCGGAGGGCCCCUGGUCUGCAAGGUGAAUGGCACCUGGCUGCAGGCGGGUGUGGUCAGCUGGGGCAAUGACUGUGCUCAGCCCAACCGGCCAGGCAUCUACACCCGCAUCACCCGCGACUUGGACUGGAUCCACCAGUACGUCCCCGAGGAGCCCUGA